GAAAAGCUAAAUCACAGCACUUUAAACCCGGUUUAAAUAGCACAAAUUUUCGGCGUUUAUACAUACAAUAUAUAUAUAACGGACUGGGUCCAUUCCAUUGACGAAUUACAAUGUAUUUGAUAAAACCCGCGUUCUAAUAUAACAUAGAAAGCUAAGUUUUAAAUUGUCACAAAACCCGAGUGGCAUUCGUCCAUCGACGUGUUUACGCAAAGCUUCAAAAGUUGACCUUCAGACUUUUAAAAUUCCCUCUCGGGGGUGUUUGCGGGAUUAAAUGAGCGUGUGACUGCGCAGCCGUCACAAAGCAAAGCCAACCCACCGGGCUUUGCUCACAUGCUUCUUUCUUUGGAGGCAUUCAAGAUUACCGUGUCAUCUCAUUUUUGCCCAUCCAAGUCCGCAUUACGUCUUAUUAAUCAAAUAAUUCUGACAGGGAUUCAGUUCUGGGAGUUGGCUUAUCUCAUUUUAAGCCGCGCUCAACCCUGAAGAUGGACGAAGCUUUUUUGAGAGUGAUCAACGAACUGGAUACCGAGGUGGCCGUGUACUGGGUGUCCCGGCGGUGCUAUCAGUGUCUUUAUCAGCAGUUUGGGGUGGUCCUUGCUCAGCCAAGUCAAGGUCAGCCGAGCUCAGAAGAAUUCAUCGUUAGCACGCAGCACGGACUUAAAAUCCAAGUCAACAGCACCCCUGUCAUUCAGGAGCUCUGCACGGUUCCGUUUCAUUUUGGGGAGCAGGGCAACUACACUCUGUGGUUGAAAAAUACAAGUAACUCUGUGGUGAACUGCUCCAUUGUGACUGAUGUGGAUCCAGUCAAUAGUUACAUCCCCAUCUUGGUCGCGUUCCUUGUUUUUGCUGGACUGGGAUUAUUAUCUGCUCUGGGAAGAGCAAUAUUCGCACUCGAUAUAGUAAAGGCUGUCCUGUUCAGGAUCAGUGGCACCAUGGAGACAGAGAGGUUGAUCAACUCUGAGUUGGGCUCCCCUGGCCGGACGGUGACGCCGGUGACUGACAAUAUCCUUCCGCCCCCGCCCAGUCCCAGUAAGAGGCUGCGAUCUCUAGACACAUUCAGAGGGAUCUCCUUGGUUAUUAUGGUGUUUGUGAACUACGGAGGAGGACGAUACUGGUUCUUCAGACACGAAAGCUGGAACGGCCUAACGGUCGCAGAUCUGGUCUUUCCUUGGUUCGUUUUCAUCAUGGGAACGUCCAUCGCGCUUUCAAUCAACUCCAUGCUGCGCUCAGGCUCCAGCCGCACUUCGCUGCUGAAGAAAGUCGUGUGGAGGAGCCUGCAGCUUUUCCUCAUCGGCGUCGUCGUCAUCAAUCCGAACUACUGCCGGGGCUUUUUGUCGUGGGACAACCUGCGCAUCCCGGGCGUGCUGCAGCGCCUCGCCUGGUCGUACCUUGCGGUAGCCUGCCUGGAUCUGUUGGUGGCAAGGGCUCAUCUUGACAUCCUACCAACGGAUGCAUGGUGGUCCGCUUGCAUUGAUGUUCUGCUCUACUGGCCAGCCUGGAUCUUUGUGCUCCUCCUAGAAGUCCUUUGGCUCUGCCUAACUUUUCUACUUCCUGUACCGGGCUGCCCAACUGGCUAUCUUGGUCCAGGCGGGAUUGGGGACAUGGGGGCGUAUCCGAAUUGCACCGGCGGAGCAGCGGGUCUCGUCGACCGUUGGCUCCUCGGAGAAAACCACAUCUACCAGACGCCCUCAGCGAGGGUCAUCUACGGCUCCCACAUGCCGUUUGAUCCCGAGGGGGUUCUCGGCAGCAUCAACUCCAUCGUCAUGGCUUUUCUUGGCUUGCAGGCAGGAAAGAUUAUUUUACACUACCGAGAUCUUCAUUCAAGUAUUAUUUCAAGGUUCCUCAUUUGGGGUCUCAUUUUGGGUGUCAUAUCAGCUGUUCUCACAAAGUGUUCCACAGACCAGGGAUUCAUUCCUGUCAAUAAAAACCUCUGGUCCGUGUCCUACGUGACAACGGUCGCCUGCUUUGCCUUCGUACUGCUCGUUGUGGUCUACUACAUCGUAGAUGUGAAAAAGUGGUGGUCUGGAGCGCCUUUCUUUUACCCAGGCAUGAACUCCAUCCUGGUGUACGUGGGCCACGAAGUGUUUGAGGACUACUUCCCCUUCCGCUGGCGCAUGGUCAACACUCAGUCCCACGCUGAGCACCUCACCCAGAACCUGGUGGCUGUUUCUUGCUGGGUCCUCAUCUCGUUCGUGCUGUAUAGGAAAAAGAUCUUCUGGAAAAUCUAAGAGGUGUCAAACCUCGGCGGAGCGACCUUGUAAAAUGGAAACGAUGGCACUUUUUUUUUUUUUUUUUUUUUAACCACCUCUGGUCAAAAUCCAUAUGAAUGUUUUCCUUUAACUUUUGCUCACAUCUAUGGUGUAAAAAGGACUUUUCACAUAGCUUUCUAGCAGCUGACCUCUGCUAGCUGUCUUGUGACUCAGGAAGAACUGGGACCAAAAUAGAUUGAUAUAUCGGGAAUAUGAUGGCUGUCUCGGUUCAUUCCCCCCGCAACACUAAAAAUUCAUUUUUGAUUCCUCAAUUUGCACAGUUUCCGAGUACGAAAGUGACGGCGUGGCGCUGUCCGGCGCCUUUGCAGCCUGCCAGUUGUCACCCGGCAGCAAACGCGCGGCCCUCACUUUUAAUAUUUCUCUUUCACGGGAAGCUGAAAUUGUUUUGACUGAAUAGCUGUGAAGCGACAGCUAUUAUUGUAGGUCUCCACGAUGCAGUAAAAGCUACGUAUUGCCAAAUGUUGAAGCCAGAUGGGGAUUAAAGCUCACCAUUUGUUCUUUUACCGAAUUAUUAUCUUUGUGUACAGUUUUGGCGCACGUACCUGAAAAUUGUCAUCACAAAAUAGAUUGGCUGUUUUUUGUCCUAUUAAUUUCUUCCACUUUAUUUGACCUUGACUGGUCUUUUGCCAAAUCCACUUUGCCGACGUCUCGGGAAUACUGAUUCAGUCACUUCUCAAUGAUAAUGAUUUCAUUUUCCGGAGUUUCUUUCGGAUUUGGAACAAUCCGGAAUGUUGACUUUGACUGUGUGGGCUUCACAGACGGCUGCUUGUUUACAAUGUCCUCAGACAUUUUUGUAUAAUAAAUAGCAGUUGACAGAAACCUCA
This is a messenger RNA of Syngnathoides biaculeatus (alligator pipefish), 3091 nucleotides long. It is a transcript of the gene hgsnat, whose product is annotated as heparan-alpha-glucosaminide N-acetyltransferase. NCBI's taxonomy places the organism in Eukaryota, Metazoa, Chordata, Actinopteri, Syngnathiformes, Syngnathidae. The coding region runs from base 483 to 2225 and encodes 580 amino acids. The record is from RefSeq and is a predicted model, not a curated record. The transcript has 18 exons.